This is a messenger RNA of Pogona vitticeps (central bearded dragon), 5874 nucleotides long. The record is from RefSeq and is a predicted model, not a curated record. Lineage: Eukaryota; Metazoa; Chordata; Lepidosauria; Squamata; Agamidae.
UCCGUGCGAUUUCUCGCUCUGGACUCUUCGCUUGGAUUUAACACACAAAUUUAAAAAAAGAAUUUAAAAGCCUCUUCUUGGCAGCAGCCAUGAAUUCAGCAGAGCAAACCGUUACAUGGCUGAUCACCCUGGGGGUGCUGGAAUCGCCCAAAAAGAGCAUCUUGGACCCGGAGGGAUUUUUGCAAGCGUCUCUGAAAGACGGGGUGGUGCUGUGCAGGCUGCUGGAUCGCCUGCUGCCGGGCACCAUCGAUAAAGUUUACCCGGAGCCCCGCACCGAGAGCGAGUGCCUGAGCAAUAUUCGCGAGUUCCUUCGGGCUUGCGGCGCCACCCUUCGCCUGGAGACCUUUGAUGCAAAUGAUCUCUAUCAAGGUCAAAACUUCAACAAGGUGCUCAGCUCCUUAGUUGCACUAAAUAAAGUAACAGCAGAUAUUGGACUUGGAAGUGAUUCUGUGUGUGCAAGGCCAUCAUCUCACCGGAUAAAGUCUUUUGAUUCCUUGGGAUCCCAAUCUCUACAUAGCAGAACAUCAAAACUUUUUCAAGGCCAGUAUCGGAGUCUGGAUAUGACAGAUAAUAGCAACCACCAAUUGGUGGUAAGAGCAAAAUUUAAUUUUCAGCAGACCAAUGAAGAUGAACUUUCUUUUACAAAAGGAGACAUUAUCCAUGUCACAAGAGUAGAAGAAGGAGGCUGGUGGGAAGGAACUCAUAAUGGCAAGACAGGCUGGUUUCCCAGCAAUUAUGUACGAGAAGUAAAAUCAAAUGAAAAACCAGUCUCCCCCAAAUCAGGAUCACUGAAGAGCCCUCCAAAAGGGUUUGAUACAUCAGCUAUUAGCAAAAGCUAUUACAAUGUGGUGCUACAAAACAUUCUAGAAACAGAAAAUGAGUAUGCUAAAGAGCUACAGACCAUGCUUUCUAACUACUUACGGCCCUUGCAAGUUAGUGAAAAGUUAAACUCUACAGAUACUUCAUAUUUAAUGGGAAACCUAGAAGAAAUCAGCUCUUUUCAGCAAAUGCUUGUACAGUCUUUAGAAGAAUGCACCAAGUUGCCUGAACCUCAGCAGAGAGUUGGAGGUUGCUUUCUAAAUUUGAUGCCACAGAUGAAAAAUCUGUACCUUGCAUACUGUGCCAACCACCCAUCCGCGGUGACUGUUCUCACAGAACACAGUGAAGAAUUAGGAGAAUUCAUGGAGAUGAAAGGAGCCAACAGUCCUGGGAUUCUUGUGUUGACAACGGGCCUGAGCAAGCCUUUUAUGCGCCUGGAUAAAUAUCCCACAUUACUUAAAGAACUUGAAAGGCACAUGGAGGAUUAUCAUCCAGAUCGGCCAGAUAUUCAGAAAUCCAUGACAGCCUUCAAAAACCUAUCAGCACAGUGUCAAGAAGUACGGAAAAGAAAGGAACUUGAACUCCAAAUACUAACAGAAGCCAUCCGCUGCUGGGAAGGGGAGGACAUUAAAACCCUGGGAAAUGUUAUUUACAUGUCACAAGUCAUGAUUCAGUGCGCUGGCAGUGAGGAAAAGAACGAAAGAUAUCUCCUUCUCUUUCCCAACAUUUUACUCAUGUUAUCUGCCAGCCCUAGGAUGAGUGGUUUUAUCUAUCAGGGGAAACUGCCACUAACAGGGAUGAGUAUUGCGAAGCUAGAAGACAAUGAAAAUCACAGAAAUGCAUUUGAAAUAUCAGGAAAUAUGAUUGAACGAAUAUUAGUAUCUUGUAACAACCAGCAAGAUUUGCAUGAAUGGGUAGAUCAUCUGCAAAAGCAAACCAAAGUGACAACAGUUGGGACCCCCAUUAUUAAACCUCAUUCUGUGCCAUCUCACACGCUUCCGUCUCAUCCUGUAACACCAUCCAGCAAACAUGCAGAUAGUAAGCAAAUGCCACUAACUCCAGUAUACCACACUCUUCCACAUCCUUCUCAUCAUGGGACGCCUCAUACCACUAUAAACUGGGGACCUUUGGAGCCUCCUAAAACUCCUAAACCAUGGAGUUUGAGCUGUUUACGACCAGCACCUCCAUUACGGCCUUCAGCUGCGCUCUGUUACAAAGAGGAUCUCAGCAAAAGUCCUAAAACUAUGAAAAAACUGCUCCCUAAGCGAAAACCUGAACGGAAACCAUCAGAAGAAGAAUUUGCACUGAGGAAAAGUACAGCUGCAUUAGAAGAAGAUGCUCAGAUUCUAAAAGUAAUUGAAGCUUACUGCACAAGUGCCAAAACACGCCAAACAUUAAACUCAACAUGGCAAGGCACUGACCUGAUGCAUAAUCACGUCUUGGCUGAUGAUGACCAAUCAAGUCUAGACUCCUUGGGUCGUCGCAGUAGCCUUUCUCGUUUGGAGCCUUCCGACCUCUCUGAAGACUCUGACUAUGACAGUAUAUGGACAGCCCAUAGUUACAGAAUGGGGUCUACAUCUCGUAAGAGCUGUUGCUCAUAUAUCUCUCACCAGAACUAAUGCACUUCUGAGCUUUUCUUAACAAAUGCUUGUUGUAUCACAGCCUGCUUUUCUUAGAUGUUUUCUUGCAGUUUCUUGUCUCUUUAAUGUGAUAUUUUAACAAUCUUUCGAAGAAAUUUCUGAUACUUCAGUCAGUCAUACCUCGUGGAAUACACUUAACAGGGUUUUUUUAAAUAUAAAAACUGGCAGCAUUGAUAAACGUAUACUUAUAGGUAUGAAUGAUAUAGAUUUUUUUCAUGUUUCAAAGUAGGUACAACACUUUCUAUUUCUUCUCCCACUCAGUCUCUUUCUUACAGCACAUGCUUGUACUUUGUGAAACACUUGGUGCCAUAUGAGAAUACUUUAGUCUUACUAUGUGUAGGUUCAUCUUUGUUUAAGAACAAAAAAAUGCUGGGAAAACAUAAAACAACUGCAGAUGUACAAGAAAUGGCAAAUCCACACAGUUUUGUAUAUUUGGUCAAUCUUGUGUGUUUGUUUUGGGAAGCAAAAGCAGGAUCUGGUGCUAGUUACUAUGCUGUCUAUAUAUCUUACAUGUUUCAGACGGAAUUAAGCUUGGGAAGGUGCAUGCUUCUAAAACUCAAUUCUGAUGCCAGGAUGAGAUUUGUUAUCACUUUACACUACAUUGUAGAAAGUGAAUGCACACACUGCAAGAAGUUGUGUAAUUUACACAAAUGGCACUAGGCAUCCAAAUGGGAUUUGAGCAGGUGUUUUCUGUAGCAGCUUGUGCCUCUUCCAUUUCCUCUUCACAACAUACUCUGUUCAGCACUGGAAGAGUUUGCAAAUACAGAUGUUUGGCAAAGGAGAAUUAAACAGUGUUCUGAAGGGUUAAUUCUGUAGCUCACUGGUUGAAGUCUGGUAGGCAUGCACCAACAUAUAUUGGCCACUAAUCAUGCAUAGAUCAUUUUCUGCAUCAAGGGAGAAGUUCUAAAUUCAGUCUGAAGAUCACCACUCAUGAAGAUCCUUUGUCCAGAUUUUGGGAGUGCCAAAGUCAUAUGUCCCUAUUAAAUUUCAACCAUUCAUUCAGGUGAUUUGGGUGACGGGGAGCAUGCUUCUUCACAUAUGUCUGUGACAUGUAAAUAUAAUUUUGUUAAUUUCACUUUUGAACAACCAGCUUUUUAUUUGGGUUAAGAAUAUGUUGACACCCUUUCAGUGUUCAGCUCCUAUUUUAUGCCCAUGUUAUUGUUGGAGGGAGGGUCUGUCGUGUGGAAGAAGAUUGUAGAGAAAGUAGUCUAAAAAAUAAACGUAAGUACAGAAUUGCUGUUAGAAAUUCUGAACAGGCAACUUCCCUACCCCACCCCAGUGAUGCUGAAUUCUGCUGCCCAUAUUCAGCUUAAUGUUCUCAUUAUGGUAAUGAUACUGUUUGAAUUAAAUUAAGUAUUGUUCUGUUCUUGCUUUCUGGCAAUUUAACCAUCAGUACUUGCAGCUCCCCAAAUAAUAAUGAACAUCUACAAACCUUUGUAAUUUCAGUGGUUUCAUUAUCGAACAGGAUAUAAAUGACCCAAGCAAGAAAAUUGGAACAAAAUUACUGAGAACGUUAGACAUAAAAUUUAUUGCACUUAAUUUCAUGUGAAGUAGUUUGUGAAUGAACAUUCCUAAGAUGAAGUGUUGAAGAGAACAUCCUUAGUUGCUAGCUAUGAAAUAGCACAGAGGGUGUGUGUGUGUGUGUGUGUGUGUGUGUGUGUGUGUGUGUGUGUGUGUGUGUGCGUGCGUGCGUGCGUGCGUGCGUGCGUGCGUGCGUGUGCUGCACUUUAACUGAACUGAAAGCUUCAUCUCUUAAGAUCCAUUUUUAGUGCUGAAAGAUGCACAGUAAUUUGCAGCUAUUAUGGUAUGGCAAGUGGGAUGCACCAUUCAGUUUGGACCAAGUGACUAUUAAUAGACUUGCUUCAGCCCUUUCUCUGUUUAGUGGUUUAACGGAAGCAGUUUAAGUUGCAGGGCUAUAGCAGUGCGCAAUACCAAGGACAAAUCCUAAGAAUGCUAAGAACAGUGUACCUGAUACUAAAUAGCAAAGCAGUGAUCUCAAAGGGUGACCAGAGAGUACCUACCAGUGAGUUUGCUGCUGUUCCGCUCGUCUUGGAAUGAGUUCCCAUUACCUCUGUGAGGCAGAGUAGCUGUAACCCCACACUGGCAGUAGAAGAUUUAAAAUGUAACGAAGUUUGCAACAGUUUACAGAAUUAGAUUCUGAUGUGAGUAAAGAAGAGUCUUCUUAGCCCUUUCCAUUCUGGCUAGUUUUUCUUUAAAUUGACCGGAAGUCACAUUUUUAACAUAUGGCAACUGAAAGUAGUAGAGUAGCUGAGAUAGAGAAUGUCCAGAAAGAAGAAGGGUAAGCAAACAUGACCUCUUCUUGCUCUUUCCCUGCUCAAAGGUGCAUUGACCUUUGCUGCUUUUUCAGUAAACCAAGACAUGAAGUUGGAACAAGUGACAUAUGUCCACCAGAGUGGAAUGGUUAUGAAAAUGUUGUCAGCUGGGGCUUUCACUUCUUGCAUUUCUUCCUAAACUAAGUAUUCACGUGUUUUUUUAAAAAAAAUCAAAUUAAAAUGGAUGACACUACAGAUAUACGUCAUUAUUAUCACUAAGGAAUAGUUCCUGGGUUUAGAAAGCAGGUAUUGUUUACAGUGGCCAAAAGCAUUUAACAAUGUUCCUGUUACUCUGAUGAUGUAUUAUGAGUUUUAAAUAUUGUGGUUGCUCUGAACUUUCCAUUUCUGCCAUAAUUAAUGUUUAAUUCAUUUUGAAUAUCUGAUAAACUGCCACUAUUAAUUUUUAUAAGAGCUAUGAGACAGAAUGAUGGGAUCUUUUUGCUAGUUUUUUUCCACUGUAACUGUACCAUUAAAAGUCCUCAGUGUUCUUGCUGUUGCAGACGGGUGACUAUUUUGAAUAGGUCAGAAGUAUUAAAGCAACAAACGUUUUGAAAAAAUCCAGUGGUAAAAUUGUGGUAUCAAGCCCAGACAUUGUGUUUAUUUUUGUGGAACUUAACAUAAGGUACCAUUGUUAAUAUUAUUUAUGCAAUCUGUAUGAUAUGUGUGUACAGUUAGUAUUAAAAUGAAAGCAUUCAGAAUUUGAAUUAGAAUGUAGGUGUGAGCCAUCGUGGGUCCCUUUCACACGGCUUAAACAAUAUUGCCAUUCAAUAAGUAUUUACUGUAAGUUGACACUAAGCUAUAUUAAUUGCGUGUUUUGCAUAAUCAUGCCAAAACACAAUAAUGUGUACAUAGUGACAUAAAAAUGAAUAAAUCUAUAUAUUGUGCAUUUCAUUUGUGAAUGGGAGAAGCCAUCUUUAGUAAGUUACUGACUUUUGGAAACAGAACGUAGAUGUAUAUCUUAAUGUGCAUUGUAUUGUACAGUUUGCAUUUUAUUGUUUGUGGUGACAUAUAACUAAGUGUUUUGAUUUUUUUUUAAAAAAAGUAUUUGUUAUGUACAGUUGAAAUAAAUUUUGCAUUUAUUA